AUGUCGCCAAAAAUUAUCACCGUCAUUGGAUCUCUCAAUAUCGAUCUCGUAACGCUCACCCCCCGCGUUCCCACUGGCGGCGAAACUUUAACCGCUACGUCCUUCAGUACUGGUCCCGGGGGAAAAGGUGCCAAUCAAGCUGUGGCAUGUGCUCGUCUUUCAAGACCCAAUCCCGCUUCCGCUCCAUCUCAUACUAGCGAUGUUCUGGUCAAGAUGAUUGGUGCCGUUGGUGAUGAUGAAUUCGGUCCCUCCCUUAUCUCCUCCCUCAAAGACUCUCUCAUCGAUACAACCUCGAUCCAAACCAUCCCCUCCCCAAUCCACCGGGCUCCCUCCUCCCCUCCACCUUCACAACCCCCACCUCCCUCAGCACCCCCCUCCCCACCACUGCGCCUCCCCGACUCCGCCUACCCAUCCAUUACCCACCUGAUCCUCAACGAAACCGAAGCCGCCAUCCUCACUUCGCGUCCCGUCUCCGCCGUCGAAGACCCUUCGUUUGAUUGGCGCGUCGUCACAGAUGAGUUUCUCAGCAAAGGCGUCAAGACGGUUAUCGUAACGCUCGGAUCGAAAGGAGCCAUCCUCGCGACCUCCAAGACCUACACCCAUAUCCCCGCCGAAUCCAACAUAAAAGUAGUCGACACCACCGCCGCAGGCGACACAUUCGUCGGAGCCUACGCCGUCGAUCUCGUGCGCCAUACUUCUUCAAACACCCAAUCCGCCGAUCACGAUAAAAUCCUGCUCUCCGCCGUUCAAAAAGCUUGUAAAGCAGCCGCUCGCACAGUCGAGAAAGAAGGUGCUCAGAGUGCGAUUCCUUGGGCUGAUGAGAUUGAUGUUAAGAGGGAUUAG
This is a messenger RNA of Botrytis sinoallii, 843 nucleotides long. RefSeq lists its product as uncharacterized. The transcript has 5 exons. Bases 1 to 843 code for a protein of 280 amino acids. Gene Ontology annotation, biological process: D-ribose metabolic process. Lineage: Eukaryota; Fungi; Ascomycota; Leotiomycetes; Helotiales; Sclerotiniaceae. The record is from RefSeq and is a predicted model, not a curated record. Gene Ontology annotation, molecular function: ribokinase activity.